Gongylonema pulchrum is the source of this 228-nucleotide messenger RNA. The record is from the annotation of a GenBank genome assembly. NCBI's taxonomy places the organism in Eukaryota, Metazoa, Nematoda, Chromadorea, Rhabditida, Gongylonematidae.
AUGGUAGAUUUAACGAAACCACCGGAAGCUGAAACGAUAAAUCCAGUAUUAGCCUCGGAAGGAAGGAAAAUACAUACGGGUUCAGAAUCAACAUUUUUCAACCACUCAGAAUCAGAGCUGGAGCCUAUAUCCUCUGAUGAAAUGGAGCAGUUUUCUGGAUCCGAAACAGUAGAUUCAUCAAAAUCGCUGAAAAUUGAACGUAUGGAUGCUGAAUCAGCAUUUUCCAAC